GCAAUUUUACAGUAGCUCAGCAUAAGCUCAUUUCGACCAAUUUUGAGGCUCGUUGAGAUUCGAAAAAAUUCGAUACAUUGUAUCCGUGUUGCUUGAAAACGAAAUUCUGUGUCGAACCUGGUCGAACUUUGAACUCUGGCAUCUCGGGCAGCGUCAUGAAAAGUUCCUGCAUCUCAACAGACAACUUAAGAUGUUGAAAGCUUGAAAUCUCUAGAAACGAUACUUUCUGUAAGAUUUUAAAGCAUACUUAUCAUCAAAGAUAUGGAUCGAUGUUGAUGUAAUUUAGUAGCCAUGCUUAGCAGGUGCACAGGAUUGCAGGUUGGUCGUUAUGGCCUAGGCAUCUUGGAGAUUGCAUCUCGUCCAAGACAAAUUUGUAAAAAGAGCCUGACCGCAUAUUCAGGUGAUGUGAAAGCCGCAGUUAGGUGUCUUAUGAACAUAUCUGGUCGUCGACCAAUAUUAAUUUCAAGAAGGGAAAUCCAUUCUACUCCAUUUUAUAGCCUUAGCUUUGGAUCCAAAGCCAAUGCUGCUCAUCAUGACGUUGCUAAUGGUUUGUCAAAAAAUUCGAUUGUUGUGAAGGUGAAGGAUCUUGAAAAAUACUUGAGGGUCAGAGGAUACUCGACAAUGAAAUGGGGGAUAGGAAUUAUGGCAGUUUUGGGAUUUGGAAUUUACAUGUUCAGAGAACCUAUAAAAGAAAACUUAUCAGAUGAAGUAGCUGAUGUUGCAACAAGGUCACUAGGUGACCAAAAUGUAGUGCUUCGUGCCAAUGAGAUUUCAAAGGCAAUAGUUAACCAGGUGCUCAAUGACCAGGCCACUCUGGAGCUUGCAUCUGGAUUUCUGACAAAGCUUCUUGAAAACAAAGAGCUUGUUGACAAAUCUGUGGUAUUUGUGAGGGCAGUCAUUAAUGACAAAGAAACCCAGGAAACUGUAAAGAAGUUAGCAGAGGCUUCAUUGAAAAAUCUUUUGGAGCAAGUAAGCACUCGCAAAAUUCUUCUUGAUUACAUUCGUGGAAUUCUUGUCGAUUCAUAUACUCGUGAGUCAUGUAAAAAAUUACUUGAUGAUCUUGCUGCUGACAGACAAACAAAGCAGAUACUUGCUGACUUUUUCAAAAGUGUUCUUCAGUCUGAGACUGUAACAAAUGAAGCUGUUGCUCUUGGCAAGAAUGUCACAAAGCAGAUUGUCACAGAUAAACAGAUACAGGACCAGACAGGCACAGCAUUAUGGAUGGCUGUAAAGAAAACCUUAACACCUACAUGGUUCUUCACACAAGAAAUACAACCAAAACCACAGGACCUUAGGCAUACCAAAUUUGAAUCUGGUCCAUUUUAACACUGAAUUUCUUCGUGUGGAUACUUGGAUCCUUGUUUAUGUUAGUAAUUAAUUUGACUAGGAAAAUAUUACAAAUUUUUAUUCAGAGUAUACACGGCCUUAUAAAUUUAUUUAAGGCUUACAUUAGACUAUUUUUUCUGUUGCUAUAUUUGCCUCCCCUCUUGUCAUCAGUAUGAGAAGUUUUUUAAAUUGCCUCUGAGUUUGUUACUUGUAAAUUAAUAGAAAUUAGAUCACUGGACUAUCAAAAAAUUCUUUUCUAGCUGGCUUCAUUUCUCUAGUCUUUUAAAAGUUGAAAAAGAGGCAGUUUUCUUAUCAGACCAAGGUCAAUCUAGAUCCAGGAGGAUUGUUUGCAUGUUUUGUUUCCUUUCCAAAAAAUAGGCGUUUGGUAAUAUUAUGUUGUUGGGGUUGGAGGUUGCUGAAGCAAUGAGGUUGGGGGCUGGAGCCCUCUAAUAAUUUUCAUCCUGUAGUAUAUUUCCUUUAUAACAGUUUACUGAAUGGGAAGCAAUACAAGGGGCAGCCUUCGCCUCAAAUAGGAUCUUCAUUCUGAUGGAACUGUUUUCUUUGUUAGGGAUGCACAAAUGGAUUAUGUUAACAUUGUUAUAUAACGUUACAUUAACAUUCAUGCCUUUAUUUUCAAACAGUGACAUAUUCAAGCUCUAAGGGAAAAGGAUUGUAAACCUCUAGUUACAAGUGAAAUCAAACCAUAAAUGUUGCUCAAAAAAUGCUCAGAAGACAUCACACAUCAUUGGCAGUUUUUGUAUACAGAUACACCAAACAGAAAAAUCCAUUCUGAAUUACAGUCAACCUUUUGUUCAUGUCAAUUUGUUUAACUGAGAUGAAAUAAGUAAAGGACUUUAAGAACUUUUAAAACUUUGAAAAGUUUUGUGUUUUGUGUGUUAUGAAGCCAUUGUUGGA
Rhopilema esculentum is the source of this 2241-nucleotide messenger RNA. Lineage: Eukaryota; Metazoa; Cnidaria; Scyphozoa; Rhizostomeae; Rhizostomatidae. The record is from RefSeq and is a predicted model, not a curated record.